CAUACGGGCACCUUGUAAAAGAUGGUGGCCAACUUGUCGCAGCAAAGUUUGCGGCUUUGAUAACAAAAUUUUCCAAAAUCUAGAUUAGGUACACAUGAAUACAUUGUUUUAAAACAAAAAAAUUGAAGUUACCAUGGAUGCUUUUAAAGAUCUGAGAGAAUUCUCCCCUCCUGCAGAGGAUCUAGACAAGGUGGCUGAAGAGGUGGAUAUGGAGGAGGAGGAUGAAGACAAUUCUGAAGAGGAAAGUGAAGAUGACGACGAAGAAGAUGACGAAGAAGAAGGUGAUGAAGAAGGAGGAGAUGAUGAGGAAGAGGAAUUAGGAGAAGAUGAAGAAUGGGAGACUGAUGAAGAAGAAAAUGAAGAUAGUCAGGAUGUUACCUUGGUUACCAGUGACGACGAUGGGGAAGGAGAGAACUGCCCAAUCUGUCUGAACAAGUUCCGUGACCAGGAUAUUGGAACACCUGAAUCAUGUGACCAUUGCUUUUGCUUAGAAUGUAUACAGGAAUGGUCAAAUAAUGUUAAUACAUGUCCAGUGGAUAGACAGGUUUUCCAUUUGAUUUUAGCAAAACAUGCCUAUGGAGACAAAGUCUAUGAGAAGAUUCCCGUAAAAGAUAAGAAGAUUGAAGAUGAGGAAGAUGAGGACCCUACAUAUUGUGAGAUUUGUGGUCGUUGUGAUAGAGAAGACCGUCUGCUACUAUGUGAUGGUUGUGAUCAAGGAUACCAUUGUGAAUGUCUUAACCCUCCACUUCAAGAAAUACCAGUAGAAGAAUGGUUUUGUCCAGAUUGUGCUCAAACUGAAACAGUGUACAAAAGAGUAGAUCCCAAAGAAUUUAUUAUGUUUGAAGCAAUUACUGUAAACGAUGAUGAGGAAAUAGCAGAGCUGAUUUCUGAAAAUACUGAUGAUCUUCCGCCUCUGCGACCACAAAGAAGACAGAUUGCUAGAACUAGAGCUUCAGAGAGAGUACGGGAGCAGAUUAUUGAAAUAAGAUUACAAAGAGCUGAUCGUACUGCAAGAUCAACAAGACAGAGGGCUAUUAUAUCGUCAGAUGAAGAAGAGGGUAGUGACAGGAUGGAAGAGACUAGCCAGGCUACCACAAGUGCACCUGUGCCUAGAAAAACACCAGUCAAAAGGAAGACCACAAAGAGGAAGAAAAAGGUGGUCAGAAAAAAAUCUAAAUCAACCACAGGGAAGAAAAAGACUACAAAAAGAAAAGGAAAGAAGAGACGAAAAAGAAGAAAAACUACUAGAAAGACCAGUAAAAGGAAACAGAUUAUUAAGAAACUAGUGGGUAAAAUGGUGAAUAGGGAAGUCAGGAAGGAAGCUAUACCUACUACAUCAUUCAAGUCGAGAAUUGCUAAAAAUUUAGGGCUUUCAAAACCACCAACUGGUACUACCAUUCCAUUACAGAAGGCACCAGGAGAAAGGACUGUUGAUUUGAUGAAGAGCAAUGUUGGCAUUUCAUCAUUAUCUGUCCUGGGUGAUCGAAAUGAAUUAAUUGGAUUCACAGAUGAACCUGACGAGCAUCCUAGUACAUCUGCUGCAAAACCUACCAAAAAGUCCAGAUAUUCUACUUUAUCAUUAUUUUCACACAGACCAGUAGGAAAACCAGUCAUAAAAAUAGACGAAACACCCAGUUCUAGCUCAGGAGCUGCAGGCUUUGACCUUUUAGGCGGUAUCAUGGAUAACCAAGCCAUGUUGAGGAAAGAUAGCAAAGAUGUUACUAUAAAUAGGGAUGGAUCAUUAACCAAAAAGAAAGAAGUGGAAAAGAAACCAGUUAGGAGACCAUCAGGUCCUCUGUUGUCGCCAAAAUCUAAAAUAGCGUUAUAUGACGAUUUACCUCCCCUGGAAGAUUCAGCUCCACAAGAUACUGAUGAGCUGGUUUCUCCUGAUAAAGGUACACAGACUGGGAGUAGCCUCAUCAGUGACGAAUCUUUAACUCAGCUGAAAUAUUUAGAUAGAAAAAUAGAUACUAAUGUGAUUAAGGAAACGUUGUUUGAGGACCUACCGAAAAGUAUUUAUAGUGAUUCACAGUUAAAGAAAGGAAAUAGUGAAAAAACUAAAGUUGAUCCGUGUAACGAAAGUGAGAAAAGCGAUGCAAAUAAUGAAAUUAAGAAAAUUAAUACAAAGGACGGAAAUUCAGAUGCUAGUACUAAAUUGCAAAAGGAAAAUAGUGAUUCAAAUAAAAGUGGAAAUAGUGAUAAAACUUCUAAAAAUAUGGAAAUAAUUAGUAAGAAAGAAAAAAGCAAAGAGGAAAAAAUUAGCAACAAAGAAAAAAGCAAAGAGGAAAUAAUUAGCAACAAAGAAAAAAGCAAAGAGAAAGUGAAAGUGAAACGACUUAGUAUUGAGGAAAAAAAUAAAGUAAAAAAAUCUGUGGUUAAUAAAGAUAAAAAUGACAAAGUUUCUGAAAGUGCAUCGUCUAAAAAAAGGAGUGAAAAUAUUUCGCAGUUGGAUGAUAUUUCUGAUGAAAGUAAUGGGUUUCAUGAGGAUCUUGAGGAGAAAGAACUUGAAGAAAAGUUGCAAAUAGCGCAGGCUAAAUUGAAAAAGUUAGAAAGUAAAGGCAAGAAAACAAGUAAGAAAGAUUCUCAUAAAGACAAUAGGAAAGAAAUACUGAAGGAAAGUACUAAAGAAAAAAACAAGCCUACUGCAUUUUCUUCAGGCUCCUUGCUGAACGAAGGAAAUUUGGAGUCAGAAAAUGUGGGAAAAUCGGAAAAAGAUUCACAUAAACAUGAUAAGGAGAGAAAGGAUAAAAAGACAAAAGAAGUUGUUGAAAAAAGUGAAAAGAAAGUGAAAAAACACAAAGAAAGUGCUAGUGAGAAACAAAAAGUCAAAAAAUCUAAAAUGCCAAAAGAACAAACUGAGGAAGACGUCAUUAUUGCCACUCCGCCUCGUCAGGAAGUUGAAAUAAUUGAAAUUCCUGACGAUGACGACGAAACCGAAUAUGUUCAAAAUUUAGAUAAAAAGAUUAUAAAGUCCUAUUCUGGAUCUGACCAUCAGAAACCUAGAUCAAGACAAACUUUAGAUCUCAAAAGUGUUGUAAAGAGGGAAAAAUCAGAUCGAGAGACAAGUGAAAAAGAAAAUCGUAAAAGACGUGAAAGUGAUAAAGACCAUGAACGUGACAGAAGUAAGGAAAGAAAAAAGAGAAAAUAUAAAUCACGUAGUAGAUCCCGUGAUCGUAGACAUAGAUCUAGAUCUCACGAAAGAUCACGUAGAUCUCGUUCAAGGGACAAAUAUAGAAAAAGUCAUAAAAGUAGGUCAAGAUCGAGAGAAAAAAGCCGUAGAUCCAAAGAUCGUUGGUCUAAAGAAAGAGACAGAUCAAGGGAAAGGGAUCGAUCAAGGGACAGAGAUCGAGAUAGAUCAAGAGAUAGAGAUCGAUCUAGAGAAAAGUCUAGAAAGCAUAAAAGGAGAGACAGAAGUAGAGAUAGAAGUUCAAGUAGAGAGAGGACAAAAAUCAAAAGCAGAGAAAAAAGUAGAGAUGGCAGUCGAGACAGAGAUUAUAAUAGGUGGCGUGAAAUCAGUCCAGAAGUGCCAUUAAAUAUUUCAACUAUUGACUCUGGUAGGUUAGAUACAGGAAGGCUUAUUGAUUUGUUUGAUGAUAAGUGGAAGAAACGUGAAGACUUAAAGCAGGCUAAAAAGAAAAAGAAAAGUCGUGAAUCUCCUGUUAAAAAUUUACAUCAAUCACCAGCAAAACGACCUCUUGAGGAUAAAGAGGAAGACAAAAUAGACAUACUAAUGAAAAAAGCAAAACCUCUAAUUGAAAAAAGAGAAACGGAGGUUAUAGAAGCAAGUCAACCUAUCUCAAAAAUCAUUGACAUUUUUACAGAAAAGAAUGAGUUUGAUAUGUUUGCAGAUGAUAAUUCUGAUAUGGACACGGAAAUUCCUGAGCCAGCACAAGAAUCUGUGAUUGUAAUUAAUACUGUUGACAGUUUUCAUAAACAUCGUUCAAAUCUUGUUUCAUUACCUUCUGUACAAGAUGAUGACAAAACAAAUAUUCAUGAUACAAAUAUUGAAAAAGAGAAAAAAUCUGACAAUGACAAUUCAAACAAUUCUAUAUCUGUGAUAAACAAUACAGUUGAAAAAACUAUGAAUAGUCCUGAAUAUGAUCCAGCAUUUCCGACUGAUGAUAUGGAAGAGUCACCAUCACCUUUGCAAGAUGAAAAAAGUCCACCAGGAACUCCCGUGGAAUAUACUGAUGUUAAUAAUCAAUCAAUGCAAGGAAAUCCUCAGAUCAUUAUUGGUGAACCACCACCAUGUUCAGUGCCGAUUGACGAAAACUUCCCAGGACUAAGCUUAUCACCUCUUCCUCACCUUCCACCUCAGUUAGGAAAAGGAAUUCUUGGGGAAGGAGGACAAUUUAUUCUUCAGAGAGGUGAGGCACCAAUUGUGCAGCCUGAUGUUCCAGUUGGAAUCAGAAUUUUACAAGGAUUACGACCUGGAAUGUCACCCCAGCGAGCUAUGCUGAUGAAUCCAUUAAUAAUGAACAGACCACCCCAUAUGCAACCUCGAUUUGCUCGUUUGCCUCCUGGACAUAUGCCUCCUUUUGGGCUCCAAGUAACAACUCAGGAUGGUGUGACAUUACCAGUACAAGGACAUUUUCAACCUAGAAUGGCACAUUGUUCUCUGCCACCUCAGCCUGGUAUGAUAAACGGUAAUUUUGAAGGCAUUCAUACAGAUACUUCCCAACCUCCUCCUCCAUUUCAGCUGCUGCAGGGAUCACCUCGUUUAUCUGGAGAUCCUCGUUUACAGCUGCCACCACAUGUGCUUGCUCAGGGUCCUCCACCUGGUCAUGCUGGUUCCCCAUUGCAGAUUCAUCCUGGAAUGGAACCAAGAGUGUCUGUACCAAGUCCACUUGUAUCAAUUUCUGGUCCACUUGAUGGACCUCAUAUGACAUUAUCAGGACCACCAAUCUCAUUAAGUGGACCACUGCCUCAUUUGGCUUUAUCCAGUCAUCCGAUGUCUGUUCCUAAUUCUCAGAUUGGAAUACCUAGUCCGGAGUUAGCAUUAGGAAAUCCAUUGACUAAAUUGCCAGCACUGUUAACAAGAAUGCAGGUACCUCUGUCUAAUCCACAGGAUACAAUGGCUAGUCCAGUCAGUGAUCCAGAACCUGUUUAUACUCCGCCAACACCAACCAAUGACGACACCCCCUUCAUGAACUUAGCAGUAGAAGCGUCAACACUUGCUAAAAUAUCUCGAUCUCAGUCACCACAGUUAACUUCAAGUGCAGCUUUCUCAAGAAAUAAACCUUUAAUUUCUAUAGCAAAUCUAAAAACUUCACUUAAUAAUAAAAUCAUUAAAAAUCUUAAUCCAUUGUCUUCAACAAGAAGUUCAAAAUCACCUAUAGAUGAAUAUCCAUCGCCUGAUGAAAAUGAAGGGGAUGACAUUAUUAAAAAUAGUGAUGAAGAUUCGGAGAAAACACAACCAAAUGCUUCGGACCAGUUGAAUCAACUAACAAAACUUCUCAAUGCACAAGCUCAACUUGCACAGUUAGUGAAUAAAAACAAGCAGACUUCUGUGAAGUCGUCACACAAAAGUGCUAAAGGUAGAUCAAAAGAUCAUCCAUUCAAAGUUCCUCUGCCUCCACGGAUUAAAACAAGCAACGGAAAAAUUGUGAAAGAGGCAGAAUCUACUGAUGUGGUCGAUAUGGACGUUGCUUCUCCUCUGGAUGAAAGUAGUAUCGAAAUUCCUGAUUCUCCCGAUGACUUCGACAAAGUUGUUUUCGGUUCAAAACAGAAAGAAAAUAAAAAACGAAGAGAUAGACAUGACAAGAAAGAAAAACGUAAAGACAAAAAGGUGAGAGAUUCGUCAUCGAGUGUGAAAUUUAAUGAUGCUAGAAAAAAACCUGUUAUGACAGUUAAUGAUGAAAAUUUAAAAGAUGUGAUUAGGGAACUUGAAUUGGAAGAUGAGCCUUCAUCAGCUGUGGAGCUGACUAAUAAAGCGAAGUUCCUGAAGAAACUGCAUUUACAAGAACGAGUUGUGGAUGAAGUCAAACUGGCAUUAAAACCAUUUUAUAGUCACGGAAGAAUUGAUAAAGAUCAGUAUAAAGAAAUAAUGAGAAAAGCUGUUCCCAAGGUUUGCCAUAGUAAAAGUGGUGAUAUUAAUCCUCAAAAGAUAGCGGCUCUCGUAGAAGCCUAUGUAAAUAAAUAUGGAAAGAAAAAGAAGCAACCUGACUCAUCUUGAUAACUAUCUUGUUAUAGCCAUUUGUGUUCUUUAUUUAACUAUUGCAUAAACCAUUCUUGUGUUAACCAAUUAGUAUUUGAAUUUCAAUUACUGUGGAUUUAUUUAUUUUCGUACAUACCAAAUUACAUUGAUAUAGGAAUAUAUUGGAAUUAGGGGGAUAUUUGAUUGGGUUGCUGUUCUAACGUCUGGAUGCUAGGCUAUUGAAACUAUACUAAGAUCAACUUAUAGAUUCUAUAUUAACCUUUGUGUAGGAAAUCAACAAAAAUGUUGAACUUCAUAUGAAAUAUUGAAUAAACAGUCUAUUUCAUUAAUAAUAUUGAAUAAACAGUCAGAUUUCAUUAAAAAUAUUGAAUAAAUAGUCCGAUUUCGUUAAAAAUAUUGAAUAAAGAGUCCGAUUUCCUUAAAAAUAUUGAAUAAAUAGUCCGAUUUCAUUAAAAAUAUUGAAUAAUCAGUCUGAUUUCGUUGAAAAUAGUUUUUAAAAAAUGUUGGGUUUAGAAAUCAAUAGUUAUGAUAGUGCUCUAUAGAAUCCAUCUAUAUUAAUCAAGUAACACUAUUCUCGAUUUAUCCAACUUUUAUUAUAGCAUUUUUGGUGUCAGUUUUUGAUAUUAUUUUGGUAAAUAGCUCAUGAGGAAAACAAAUUUCUUUAUCACCCUACAAGAAAAUAAGUUAAUACAUGCAUGGCUUAUGCUUUAAUUGUGAUUUUAAAAAUCCUACUGCAUUUUUGGUGCAGUUGCUGUCAUGACUGCUGUUUAUAAGUUUUAUAAGAAAAAAAAUUGUCUUAAGAAAAUUGUUAAUUGAAAUUCUAUUUAAGAAAUAUCUGGCAAAAAUGAAUGAGUUUUAAUAGGGGCCACUUUCCCAAGAAAUUUGUAGUUAACUAGUCGAGGUCUCUCCCUAAGCCAGGAAAAUUUGUUUCCUACAUGUUCAAGUUAUCCUUAUAAGUAGCCAUGUUUUGUGGUAAAAAAAAAAGUGCAUGGAUUCUCUAUAUAUCUGUACAAAUCACUUGCAAUCAGGAUACUUCAAAAUUUGUUUGCAAAAUUGGGAUCACUCAAUAAUUUCUCAAAAUCAUUGAACACAAUUCUAUGAAUAUAUGUCCGACUUUCUUAGUUAAUACAUCUAUGAUAUAAAAAAACCAUAAAGAGGAAAAAUUGGUUCUUGGAUGGUGAUGAUUUGCAUUUUUAGAAAUAUUUGAAAUAGAGUAUUUAUUAAAAUUAGCAAAAAUUUUACAGACUAUUUCUCUUAUUUGUGUUUUAUGAUUAUUCACCAUCACAGUUUAAAUGUAAUGUUAAUUCUGCUGUUAUAAACCAAUUUCUUGACAUGAAAUAUUUGUCAUCAGUUGUUAUGGAUGUAAUUAUUAAACAUUUUGGAGUAGGAAAUAAAUAUAAGAAUAGUAUUUCAAAUAUUAAGUAUUAUAAGCCAAAAACAUUAAUAUUGUACCCCUCAUUUUAUUUCAUAGUACUCCCUAUUUUCAGUUAUAUUGUGAUCAUGAAUGAAAUGAAUUUAGCUGAAUUUAAUUAAGAAAUGUCGACAUUUAAAGUCAUUUUUUGUGAUUGAAAUAGUGCAUAUGUUUUAUAUAUGUCUCAUAUGUCUGAAACCUAGAUCAAAGAAAAAUGAAUUAUUAGCCAUUUUGCAUAUUGUAUUUACAUAUCAAAUUGAGAUAUGUCUCCCAGUUGUACCAGUCUUAUUAUAAAGUUUUGAAACUAUUAUUGUCGGGCAGUAUUUUGUCAGGGAUAAUUUAUUUAAGGAAAGUGUUUUUUUAAAUCAUUGUUUAACAUAUUUAUGAUAAAUUACAGAACCAAAACUAGGAAAUUUAAUUUCAGAGCAAAAACUAUUUCAGAAAAAAAAUUGUGAAUAUAAUUGAAUUUAUUAUGAAAGAAACUUGUAUAUUCUUUGUUUUGUUAAAUAUUUUCAUAAGUAGUAUUUUGUAAUAACUGAUAAAUAUCCAAAUUUAUAACUGCAGAUAUCUUGAUUCUGGCCAUCAAGUAUUCAAUAGGAAAUUCUUGCAAAUACACUAUCUUCACAUGUAUUUCUUAUAGUUAUCAAUUUAACAAAAUUAAUCACAAGCACUUUGAUUUAUUAUUUCUAAUUUACUAUGAUUUUUGUUUUCCUUAUAUUAGAAAACUGAGGAUUUAUUUACUUUUGAUGGGUAGUUUUCAUUGAUCAAGUUUAUUUUUUUUAUUAUAGAAAUGAAUAUUUGAUUUCAUAGUUUUGUCAAAAGUUGGAAAAUUUGUUAUUUGUUGAACAUUUAAAUUGAAUAUAUACCUUUACCUACAAAAUCUGCAAAAAUUAGUAUCCCUCAUAUAGUGAUGUAUCCACAGUAACACUAUUCUCUCUUUUUAAUGCUGAAUGAAAAAAGUGCUGAUCUUGUGAUCAUUAUGUAUUUAUUUUAAUCCCAAGUUGUUUUGUUUUGUUUAUGAUUGUGCUAAGAGUUGAAAUAGAGGGAAAGUUAUAGACAAUUUUUAAUUCCCCGCCCUGCUAAACGUUGGGGGCAUGUAGUGUUAUCCAUGUUUGUCCUGUCUAUUUGUCUGUCUGUCCCAAAUGUCCCCAAAAAUUGGUUUCCAUUCCCUAAUUUUAGUUUGCCUCAACCAAAUGUUACGAAUCUUAUACACACUGCUUGUUAUCACAAAAUAGUUCUAACUGCACGAAAUUCUGCAUCUGUAUGAGGAAGUUGACUCAUGCAUAUUUACAAAAAAAGGGGGGGGGUUACUGUGACACAUUCUACAUUUAUUUUGUGUGAGUAAUUCAAGUUUUAAAAUACAAGAUCUAAAUAUAAGAAAUUCUAUUGAGUAUUUUUUUUUUUCAAAAAUAAGUUUUAAGAUACUCUCUCUUGUUUUCAUGCUAUGGAAACACUUGUAUGUAUCAUUUUUUAGGAUUGUAUGCAAGAACAGGAGAAAAGUUUUCCUUAAACUCUAGAAGUACAAACUAAUUUCAUCAGUGAAUAUACAUGUCUAUUAAAUAAAUCUUGACCAAUUAUUCACAAUAUUAGAAGGGUUUGAAUAUGUUUUGUUUAAUGUCUGGUAAUUUGAUGAUUUAAGGAUUCUUCUGAUUAUUAGUAUUCAAGUUUCUAAAUUUGAUACCCCUUAACCUUUGUUUUCCUAUUAGAUACAAUUUAUAUACAUGUAAUAACCAGUUUUAAAGCUGAUGCAUUCAGAUUUGCACAUGAGUCAUUCAAUUAAUGUCAGAAUUCAAAAUAUUUUUAUUUUGAUGUUUUCUAUGAUUUUGUUCUAGUUGGUUGAACAUUUUUGUUGUUCUGUUUUAAUUUUAAAGAUUAUAGGGAGAAUUCCUUGAUAAAGUUAAAAGCAAUACUAGAUUGAAAUGAUUUAGAAAUACUUAUGUUGCAUUUACUGAACAUUUUAUUCUAUUUUUUAUUAGAUAAGUAAUUUUAAUACAAUCUUCCAUAUAAAUGUAAAAUAAGAAAUCUUGUAAAAAAUUCUAAUUUGAAAAUAACUGUUUCAUAUUUUCUGUUAAAAGAACACUUAUGUAUACAGCAAUAUUUUUUAGGGUAUGGGUUUACUUUUAACUAUUAUAUAAAUUGACUUUUGUUAUAUAAAUCUUAAAUUUUUAAUACCAAAUUUUUUUAGUUUUCCUAUUUUGGAUGAUAUACAAGAAGAUGGUAUCGCUGUGAAAAGCUUAGAAAUGAGGUUAGAAUCUAGACCAAUUAAAAGGCAGCUUUCACCAUGAUAUAAUGUAAAAUGGCAAUCACUGUUUUAUAUAAACUAAAUAAAAUGUGAAUUCAUACUAUAUUUGCAAUCAUGAAGCAUUUUUUAAAUCCACAGUCAUGGACAAUUUUUCGUUUGUUUGUUUUGAUACUAGCUUAAAUAGAAUCGUAAAAUCUAGAUAACAAUACUGUAACUGUUGUACAUUUACAUAUGUAAAUUUUUAAGGUCAUAUCAGUGUGACCUCAAGGUUGUCACUGUCUAUUGUGUACAUACCAGUUGUGUAUUUUGUGGAAUGUUAUUUUGUAUAAAUGUACAGGUUGAUACCAGUAUGUACAAUGCAUUUUGUAAAUAAACCAAGGAGGUUAUUUACUCCUAAAAUUGUAA
This is a messenger RNA of Mytilus trossulus (common blue mussel), 10215 nucleotides long. RefSeq lists its product as uncharacterized. The coding region runs from base 134 to 6175 and encodes 2013 amino acids. The transcript is spliced from 16 exons. Lineage: Eukaryota; Metazoa; Mollusca; Bivalvia; Mytilida; Mytilidae. The record is from RefSeq and is a predicted model, not a curated record.